Messenger RNA from Triticum turgidum subsp. durum (durum wheat), 285 nucleotides. The record is from the annotation of a GenBank genome assembly. NCBI's taxonomy places the organism in Eukaryota, Viridiplantae, Streptophyta, Magnoliopsida, Poales, Poaceae.
AUGGCGAACUCCGGCGAAAAGAAGAAAGGGCCGAGGGCUCUAGUGGGCGAGGAGGCUUGGGGAGAGGCUGGUGAGAGUAAAAAGGCCGGCCCAAUAGGCCCCAGGGGGUACGCGGAGGCCGCACUAUCCUCCUCUUGUACGCCGCCCCAAAUCAUCCCGCCUCCUCCCUUCAAACUUCAAAACCCGAAAGGUGGUCGCCGCCUCCGCCGCAGCCGCCUCACCCGGAUCCCGCCGGCGCUGGGGAGAGCUUUCCUCUUCGGCACAGAUCUGAACGCGGACCGCUAG